GGACGGCGCUCGAACAAGAUGGAGGCGGGAGAGUCGGAUGAGGGUCCCGCUGAGGGGGUCCCGGGAACAUCCCAGGAGGCCGAAGUGGCGCCCAGCGAGAAUCCUUCCAGAAUUGUGAUCUUCGAUACCUUAGUGGACAAGUUCCUAGAGGGGCUGGUCCAAGCAGGCAGCUACCAGCGAUUUGCCCGCUGCUACAAGCGCUUCUACAGGCUGCAGCCGGAAAUGACCCGCAGUAUCUAUGAGCAGUUUGUGUUCCAGCUACAGAGCUCCAUCAAGGAUGAAAUACAGGAAAUUAAGGCCGAGGGGAAUCUGGAGGCGCUGUUGGACUCGCUGGACAAAAUGGAGACUGAGGCGGGAGACAGAACAGACCUGGCCUGGCGCCCCAGUGGGGUUCCCGAGGAAGAUCUGCGCUCCCACCUGGUGCCCUACCUCCUGCAGCAGAGGGACUACCUGCGCAAACUGCUGCGGGAGCGCGAGGAGGAGAACGCCAGGCUGGCGCAGGCCGUACUGCUCGGCAGGAGGAGGAUAGAGGAAAUGCAGAAAGAGAUAGAGAGGAGGAAACUGGCCUGGCAGGAGCUGAGCAAAGCCCAAAGGGAACUGAUUCUGUCUAUUGAGGAGCCCAAGUGAGACGCGGUUGCUGCGUGGCGUUUAGCAGACAAUUCCCAGACAGGUACAGACUCUGUUCUCAUGUUGCUGGAGCAACUGAAGGGACAAUUUGAGGAGCGUAGGCCUAUAAACUCUGCUUGGUUGGACCCGCUGAUACAGAACGGGGACCUAGAGACGGUGGGGGAGUCGCAUCUACGCCCAGUCGGAAUGUUCUUUCUUAGUCGGAUAUUAAAGAUUUCUGCAAUUCAA
Messenger RNA from Xenopus tropicalis (tropical clawed frog), 855 nucleotides. It is a transcript of the gene pmf1, whose product is annotated as polyamine-modulated factor 1. Gene Ontology annotation, cellular component: MIS12/MIND type complex; nucleus. The record is from RefSeq and is marked provisional. Lineage: Eukaryota; Metazoa; Chordata; Amphibia; Anura; Pipidae.